AUGGAACCCUCAAAUUAUGAAAACAUACCAGAUAAGCCAAGAUAUAUCGACUUUCCAUCUCUAGAACAUGGUACCGUUAUAGAUGGAAAAUUGGCCUUGAAUCGAUGGUCUCAUACAAUUACAAAUGGCCAUGACUUUCCAGGAGCUCAGGCAAUGUUGUACGCGGCAGGAGUGCCAAAUCGAGAAAUGAUGAAGACCGCACCUCAUGUUGGAAUAUCUACUGUAUGGUGGGAAGGAAAUCCAUGCAAUAUGCAUCUACAUGACCUCGGAAAGCUAGUCAAAGAUUCAGUACAGAAGCAAGGUAUGCUCGGAUGGCAAUUUAACACGGUGGGAGUCAGUGAUGCCAUCACUAUGGGCGGAGAAGGCAUGAGAUUCUCUUUACAGACACGUGAGAUCAUUGCAGAUUCAAUCGAGACUGUCACAUGUGCUCAACACCAUGAUGCAAACAUCUCAAUUCCUGGUUGUGAUAAGAAUAUGCCUGGGGUCAUCAUGGCUGCUGCGCGUCAUAAUAGACCAUUUGUCAUGAUUUAUGGAGGUUCAAUCAAAAAGGGUUAUUCCAAGUUGAUGAAGAAGGAAAUCAAUAUCAGCAGUUGUUAUGAAGCAAGUGGUGCAUUUACCUAUAAUAAACUUCACGCGGCUGUUGAGGGUGCAACUCCAAGUGAUGUUAUGGAAGAUUAUGAACAAAACGCUUGCCCCGGUGCUGGUGCUUGUGGUGGGAUGUAUACAGCCAACACCAUGUCUACCGCCAUUGAAUCUAUGGGAUUGUGUCUUCCAGGAUCUUCGUCAAAUCCGGCCGAUUCACCAGCUAAGAUGAGAGAAUGUGUUAAGGCCGCAGAAGCAAUCAAGAUUUGCAUGGAAAAGAACAUUCGACCACGAGACUUAUUGACCAAGGAAUCUUUUGAGAAUGCUUUGGUCAUUACAAUGGCACUUGGUGGAAGUACUAAUGCUACACUUCAUUUCCUCGCCAUGGCUGGUACAGCCGAAGUACCACUUUGUAUUGAUGACAUUCAAAGAGUAAGCGAUAAGAUUCCAUUCUUGGCAGAUCUACAACCUUCCGGAAGAUUCUGUAUGGAGGACCUCUACAAUAUUGGUGGAACACCAGCUGUCAUUAAACUUCUCGUUGCUGCGGGCUUGAUGAACGGUGAUAUCCCCACUGUUACAGGAAAAACUUUGAGGGAAAAUGUUGAAAGUUGGCCAUCACUACCACAAGAACAGACUCUCAUUAGACCUUUGAGUAAUCCAAUCAAACAGACUGGUCAUUUACAGAUUCUUCGAGGAAACCUUUCACCCGGAGGAGCAGUGGCAAAGAUCACAGGGAAAGAAGGUCUAGUAUUUACUGGAAAGGCAAUGGUUUUUGAUAAAGAACAUGAACUUGAUCAUGCAUUGAACAAAGGAGAUAUUCCACACGGAGAGAAUCUCGUCUUGAUUGUGAGAUAUGAAGGACCUAAAGGAGGACCUGGAAUGCCCGAGCAAUUGAAAGCUAGUGCAGCAAUCAUGGGCGCUGGCCUCACGAAUGUCGCUCUUGUUACAGAUGGACGAUAUUCAGGUGCUAGUCACGGAUUUAUCGUAGGGCACGUCGUUCCCGAAGCAGCAGUCGGUGGUCCCAUCGCCGUGGUAAGAAAUGGCGAUAUAGUAACCAUAUCUGCCGAAUCUAAUACUUUAAGUAUGGAUGUAUCAGAUGAAGAAAUUGCAGAAAGACUCAAGUCCUGGAAGCCACCCAAGAGUGCAGUUAAUAGAGGUGUAUUGGCGAAAUAUGCUAGACUUGUGGGAGAUGCGAGCCACGGAGCUAUGACGGAUUUAUUUUAG
Molecule: messenger RNA, 1806 nt
Organism: Botrytis byssoidea
Lineage: Eukaryota; Fungi; Ascomycota; Leotiomycetes; Helotiales; Sclerotiniaceae
Exons: 11
Coding region: 1-1806 (601 amino acids)
Biological process (GO): branched-chain amino acid biosynthetic process
Cellular component (GO): mitochondrion
Molecular function (GO): dihydroxy-acid dehydratase activity
Source: RefSeq, a predicted model, not a curated record